AGCGUGAAGCUGUGUUGAAGGAACACGUGACUGACUAGGGGAAAAGGAAUGAAAGGCUAAAAAGAAGUAAAGGCGAAAAAGACGCUUCAACAACACCGUAAGUGUACCAUUUGCAGUAUUUAUCCAUCUCCAGCCGGCAGAGGAGCGAAAGGGGAUGGUGAAUUCUGACCUCCAAGGCUGUUGUGAGGUCAAACAGGCCUGCGGUAAAGGGUUCACCAAUUGGAUAUGAGAGCUAUCUAACACCCCUGUGGAGAAGGAGUGAUGAAGCUGAACGAACGUAGUGUGGCUCACUAUGCCACCUGCGACUCGCCACCAGACAAGACAGGCUUCCUGUUCAAGAAGGGGGAGCGAAACACAGCCUAUCACCGGCGCUGGUUGAUCCUGAAGGGCAACAUGCUGUUCUACUUUGAGGAGCGUGAGAGCCGGGAACCCAUCGGCGUCAUCGUGUUGGAGGGCUGCACCGUGGAGCUCUGCGAGUCAGCUGAGGAGUUCGCCUUCGCCAUCAAGUUUGACUGCGCCAAGGCUCGUGUCUACAAGAUGGCGGCGGAGAACCAGGCGGCCAUGGAGUCGUGGGUGAAGGCUCUGUCGCGAGCCAGCUUCGACUACAUGCGCCUGGUGGUGCGGGAGCUGGAGAGGCAGCUGGAGGAGAUCCAGGAAGGGGCUGGUGGGCUGCAGGGCAGGCCCAAGUCCUCCAGGAAGGCAGGGGGGGUGGCACGCUCCAAAUCGGGAGCAUCAUUCAGCGCUUCCACCGUGCCCUCUACCCAGGUUACAGGUGCAGCGCUCGCACAGGGGGCAGCUCAUGCCCGCAGCCUUCAGGAGGAGGUGCAGCUCCUGUCCGGCGCCUCUAAAGAGAACGGGGUGGCCUGGAGCAAGCCUUCUGCUCUGGUCAAUGGGUGCAGUGAAGGCCCCCACUCUGGUGUGCCGUGGGAGGGGAACGGAGGGGGCGAUGGGGUCAGGCCUCCGCCCGUGCCUCCGCGCAGGAGGGGUGCGUCUCUCGAGAGUCCUGUCUCCCCUGGGACGGGGUGCUUCUCCAAACUUCACGACUGGUACGGAAAAGAGGUGGCUGAAUUGAGGGUGGAUUGGCUUCAGAGCCAUUGAGGCGCCUCUCACCUCACAGCCCAGCUGUCAAGCAUUAUUAGAAAGGGGACUUGUCACUUCGCAGGAUUGUUUCACCCCAAAAGACCUUGAUUUUAAUGCCAGAGAGCGUGUCCUUAAAAUUCCAAACCCUUGGGUAGUCUGGGGAGCUGGUUGAUUUGCUAAAAGCAGCACUUUCUUGUAUUUUUAGGUAUCGUGGGCCAGUGGGAAUAUGAUGUGUUGUCCUAUGACUGACUGUCACUACAUUUUUAUGAGACUAUGGUCCUAUUUUUUAUUUAAUUUUUUUAGAAAAGUUUUGUAUUUACUUAUGUCUUAUUCUUUAAUUUUUAUUUUCAAUCAGAAACUACAAUCACUUAUCACUUUUUCUAUCAUUCUUGUUUUCUACCAUUUUUCUAUUCACAAAGGAAAGGAUGACACGUGACUGUUACUGAAUUGAGUAUAUCUUGACAUGAUAAUCAGUAUAUCGGUACAUAUACAUAGUUGAAGAUAUGCAUUUUAUUCAAUUUCACCAGAAGUCUUGAAAGGGGGACCAAAUCAGUAUAUCGGUACAUAUACAUAGUUGAAAAUAUGCAUUUUAUUCCAUUUCACCAGAAGUCUUGAAAUGGGGACCAUUGAAGGAUAAACACAGGUGCAUUCAUUCUUUAUACCACGUUCAUUUUGGUCAAGCAACGGUUUACAUAUUUAGAAAAUGAUUCUCUCUUUUUACCUGUGCCUUGUGAUCUUCCUCCCAAACCUGUCAGUGACAGUCAACACACGUCGAUCCGUCUAAGAAGACUAGGCCUACCCAAUGCCUUUAUAUCUGCCUUUUAUUUUUGCCAAACCACACCUCAGUGCAAUUUUGUUCGUUUGCGACAAUGGCUCAAUCCAUUUGACCAGAUAUAAAGCACAGUAUUACCAUUAGUCACUUCUUUUUUUAUAUACAUUUUAAUUACCAAUAACGGAUUAUUAUUUUUUUUUAAUUAGAGGGGCCUUUUCUGUUUCCUGGUUACGUCAUACUAGACUAGUAGCGUUAGACAAGUCUGUUACUUGUCGUGCAAAAAAUAUGGUAGGACAAGGAAUGGCAAAUUAAGUUGUGGAAAGCCCAUAAAGAUCUGUGACCAGGCUACAGGUGGUUGGUACAGAUGUGAUUGUGACUGGGUGAAAGAUAAUUAGUUGUAUGUUAAUUACUAUGUUUUUAUUAAAUCUAUUUCUCUGACACUAGGAGGACAUUUUGUACUUGCUGAUUAUAUAACUAGUUACAUUUCCCUUUUUUAAUUAUACAAUGAAGGAAAAAACGAUUUGAUCCCCUGCUGAUUUUGUACGUUUGCCCACUGACAAAGACAUGAUUUGUCUAUAAUUUUAA
This is a messenger RNA of Coregonus clupeaformis (lake whitefish), 2437 nucleotides long. It is a transcript of the gene pheta1, whose product is annotated as PH domain containing endocytic trafficking adaptor 1. Gene Ontology annotation, cellular component: trans-Golgi network; recycling endosome; early endosome. Gene Ontology annotation, biological process: receptor recycling; retrograde transport, endosome to Golgi; endosome organization. The record is from RefSeq and is a predicted model, not a curated record. The coding region runs from base 262 to 1098 and encodes 278 amino acids. NCBI's taxonomy places the organism in Eukaryota, Metazoa, Chordata, Actinopteri, Salmoniformes, Salmonidae. The transcript is spliced from 3 exons.